AUGAACAGCAUCCAGCUAAAUGAGUUCAGCCAUAACGGGUUUACCUUAACCGAGCCAGAAAUCUUGGAGAUCAUUUGUGAAAACCAUGCUCCUGAAAACCAUCCCAAGUUUGACGUCCGUUCUCUUUUCUUCAUCACUGAAAACAUCAUCAAGCAUUCGACACAUACCUCAAUCGUAUCGAAAAGUGAUAACUUCGUCUCCCCACUAUGUCAUGUGAGGAUGUACGUGAAAAUAGUGCCCAAAACCACAACCCUAGGAAUAUUUGGAAAGCUAACCAAGUAUUCAUGGGAAGCGAAAGCAGUGCUGGCCCUAGCAGCCUUUGCUAUGGAAUAUGGAAAUUCCUGGCUCCUUUCCCAGCUUUACCCCCAAUCUGACCAGCUUACCACUGCACUCGCAAUCCUUAAUCGCGUUCCACUCCUUCUCAAUUCCACCGCAAAUUUUAAGAAACAGCAGGGAACAGUUGUUGAGCUCAACAAAACAAUCGAUGCGACGCUGCAAGUGAUUAAGUGCAUCCUUAAGCUAGACGAACUUUCUGCACAUAUUGAUCCAAACCAUGCAUCAUUGAAGAGUGCAAAAAAUGAUGUCCCAAUAAAUACAUAUUGGUCAAUCUUAACCAUCGUAUCUGUGAGUACCUUUGAGGAUGCGUCCUUUGGAUGA
Prunus armeniaca (apricot) is the source of this 657-nucleotide messenger RNA. Lineage: Eukaryota; Viridiplantae; Streptophyta; Magnoliopsida; Rosales; Rosaceae. The record is from the annotation of a GenBank genome assembly.